AUGGGAUCUCGAUCUCGAUUGGCUGAUUUGCUGGGAUUUUAUAAGAGCAGGCUCAGGACGCAUACCGCCCAACACGACCUGUACCACCAUGGACAUCGACUGCGACUGGUGUUUGACUUGCGAAAAGCACAUCGUAUGUUCUCUUUUAUUUGUCAAAAAACAUAUAUCUCACUAUUCAAACAGGAGUCCAACUCGCCCUACUGUUCUAUCGAGUGUCAGGAGCGCGCUAUGCCUCCCGCUCAUCAAUCUUACUGGCGCCUCCCCGCCCCCGCCCCCGCCCCCGCCCCAAACGACGACCUCGAUCUCGAUGUCAUCUACCACACCAUCGAAGAGCCCUCAGACUCCAGGUGGACUGGCAACGAUUAUGCCGGCAUCGAGGCCUGGGCAGCUCAGAUCCCAUACGGCGCGCCUGCAGGCGACGAUUCUCCCUCAUCGUACAGCUCGAGCUCGGCUUUUCACCAGCAGCCGCAAGGCACCCCUCACCGAGCAUCACCGCCCGCUCUUCUCACCUCCAGCUGUCGACCACGUACUCUCCCGCCCUCACUCUCAAUGGCAACUCCGCCCCAUGUUCGUCCACCGCCCUCCCAUCCCAUGCAAACCCCAAGGCGCCAGUCCUCCUCGUCCUCCACAGAUCCAACAGCAGCCAACGCAAGCAUCGGUCAGACCUCCAUCCACUCACCAGCAACAGGAUCCUCCCUCGUCAGCACGCCCUAUUCCUCCCAACCCGUGCCCAUUCUGCGAAACCAGUCUUUGCUCGAUGGCAUGUAUUCGCACGUCCGCUCCUGGGUAUCACCCGCACCCAUACACCAGUUCCAGCCACAGACCCAGAAAUCCCAACGAACCCACCCCUCACAGCUCAUCUCACACGCACCCUCACAGCACGCCGCUGUCCCCGUCUUUCCAGUCCGGGUCGUCUCAUCCCCGCAGUCUUCCUGCGGCCUUUCAGAAAAAUCAGCCAUCUGCUGGGUGCCCACCCCCGCCGUUGUGAAACAGCCACAGCUAGACAGCAAACCGAUCAAGGUCCAGCGAGGGCGCAAGCUCCUUGGUGCUGAGCUCGCAGAGCAUCCCUCGUUCAGAACACGAGGGCGCAAAGCCUCCCGUGCCGCCGCAUGA
Psilocybe cubensis is the source of this 1113-nucleotide messenger RNA. RefSeq lists its product as uncharacterized. The transcript has a single exon. Lineage: Eukaryota; Fungi; Basidiomycota; Agaricomycetes; Agaricales; Agrocybaceae. Bases 1 to 1113 code for a protein of 370 amino acids. The record is from RefSeq and is a predicted model, not a curated record.